AUGUCUUCUUCCUCUGGAAACACUUUUUAUGAUUUGAAAACAGAGUUGCCUAGCGGGCAAACGUAUGACUUUGAACAGCUCAAAGGGAAGGUUGUAUUGAUUGUCAAUGUUGCGUCGAAGUGCGGUUUCACUCCCCAAUACAAAGGCCUUCAGGCUUUGUACGACAAGUACAAGGAACGUGACUUCGUCAUUCUCGGUUUCCCAUGUAACCAAUUUGGCGGCCAAGAGCCUGGCGAUGAUGCCGCCAUUGCAUCUUUCUGCGAGCUCAAUCACGGAGUGAACUUUCCUCUUAUGAAAAAGUCUGACGUAAACGGUGACAACACGAACCCUGUUUACCAAUGGCUCAAGAAUGAGAAGCCUGGGCUCAUGGGCCUCUCCAGAAUUAAGUGGAACUUCGAGAAGUUCUUGAUUGACAAGAACGGAAAAGUCUUGAAUCGCUGGGCAUCGACAACUACUCCUCAGGCGAUUGAUGCUACAGUGGAGAAGCUUCUUGCUAAGUGA
This is a messenger RNA of Suillus subaureus, 501 nucleotides long. Its product is annotated as glutathione peroxidase. Gene Ontology annotation, molecular function: glutathione peroxidase activity. The transcript has 5 exons. The record is from RefSeq and is a predicted model, not a curated record. Lineage: Eukaryota; Fungi; Basidiomycota; Agaricomycetes; Boletales; Suillaceae. The coding region runs from base 1 to 501 and encodes 166 amino acids. Gene Ontology annotation, biological process: response to oxidative stress.